AUGUAUCUCAGCUCGGUGCCAAAUGGACCCCUAGGCCUGCCAUCGCACUCAACAGCUGCAGCGGCGAUGGUGCAGGUCCUAAGGCAGGCAGAGAGCGACUGGGACUGGCUCGUGCGAGUGUUAAGGCACUUGUGGGAAGCUACAUUACAUGGGCUGCAGGUCAUGGAGUGGUGGGCGGAGCACCUCGCACCGUCGUUGUCAUGGACGAUGCAGCAUCUCGAAGACGCGUACGCAUUCGUCCAACAACAUCCUCACCCAUUCCACAUCCUCGCCUGGUCCAUCUUCUUCGGGCCCAUCAUCGUGCUCGUCCCCUGCCUCCUGCUACUCGAGCUUUUCAUCCUCUCCCUCUUCCACCUCUCCUCCAUCACGCACGGGCUCGCGCCAGGGUGCGUCGAAGACCGAUUCGAGGGGCUCAAGGAGCACUUCAUGGAUACAAGAGAGUCGCUAUUCGCCACGGUUGAGAGAUGGACUGCGGUGUUUAAUAAAUGGACGACGGAGUGUCCGCCGUUGCUUGUGUUUCGGGUCGUAGCGGCGCUGGUGGGGACGGGGAUCUUGGUAGGGAUUUGGUGUGAGUGGGAGUGA
Cyclocybe aegerita is the source of this 582-nucleotide messenger RNA. The record is from the annotation of a GenBank genome assembly. NCBI's taxonomy places the organism in Eukaryota, Fungi, Basidiomycota, Agaricomycetes, Agaricales, Hemipholiotaceae.